GUUUCAACCUGCACCUGUUCAUCGCAUUUCAUCAAAUUCUUUUCAGAUUUUUGCUCAAUAUGUAUUUACAAUAUGUUCUCGACCAUACCCUUCUUUUCUAUGGCCUUGAUUCGCCCUAUUAUAUUGAAGAACUACCCCAAAUUAGCCUCUCAUCAUGAACGAAGGGCACUUUGACAAGGAAACCUUCCCUACCUACUACUUACACUUAUUUAUCGUUUCCGGCUUGAUCUAUGUGGUCCGGAUGGGCAGGGGUGAGAGGUACAUGAGAUGCGCCUCACUAUCACGGCUACUCUCAGUGCCCUUCUCGAACCGAUCAAGGAUCCCUCCAUGCCGAUACCCCACCCCAUCCAGAAUUGAAGGUUGUCAAUUCUAGUACACAAGAUUGCGUGUUCUUAUCAGUAUAUCUAACUGGCACCCAUCCGUUUCUUUUCCAU
Molecule: messenger RNA, 434 nt
Organism: Lindgomyces ingoldianus
Lineage: Eukaryota; Fungi; Ascomycota; Dothideomycetes; Pleosporales; Lindgomycetaceae
Exons: 1
Coding region: 155-373 (72 amino acids)
Source: RefSeq, a predicted model, not a curated record